AGGGUUCAGGUGACCAAUCAGGGUCAGUGCUCGGCUUGGGACCGCUCCCUGCACAAGUCUGGAGGAUUUCCUGCGUUUUUGCCCCAAAUUUCAUCGAUUUUUCGACAGUUCUGGACAUGCAAUGAUGGAGAAAAGAGGCCUAAGAAACCACAGAACUGUUUGGAGCCCAGUGCAUCCCCUAGCGGCGUGAUCGACAGUUUAUUUGGCUGCAUUUCGGAAGAAGGAGCGAGCCGGUGCGGAAAGCCCUCUGAUCAAUCGUGCACGCAUCGCGCCGGGACUGACUCUAGUGUUGUUGGUUUUGUCCUAAAUCUGACGUUUUUGGACUCAAAAUGGGGAACGCGAAUGCUUGUUGUGUGGCACCACAAGGACAACGGGGGAAAAAGAAGGACAGAUCGGAUGUUUACGCGCCAGAACCGGAAGUACCGAAGGAAGAAAGCAGCGCGAACCUUCAGCACAUCAGCGACAGGGAAGUCGCCGAAGACCAUGAGGAGGACCCGUCCAACCACCCCCGAGCCAGCACCAUCUUCCUCAUGAAGUCUACUGCACCCAACGGAAAAGUACUAGAACUAACCUCCCACCAUAGACAAGAUGGCUUGUUGGUGCACCAUUCUUCAAAGAAAAGAAACAAUCAUCACAUUAACCAUCAACAAGAAUCACCUAACAACCUGAAUAAGAAGUUCAGUUCCUGUUCUACUAUCUACAUAGAUGACAGUACUGUCAGCCAACCCAACCUCAAAAACACUCUCAAAUGUGUUGCUCUUGCCAUUUACUACCACAUAAAGAAUAGGGACAAAGAUGAGAUUUGCAAAACUCUGGACAUAUUUGAUGAAAAGCUUCAUCCUCUAACAAAGGACUCUGUACCAGACAACUAUGAUGCGAUUGAGCCUGAACACAGACACAUCUAUAGAUUUAUCAGAACUCUGUUCAGUGCUGCACAGCUGACUGCUGAGUGUGCUAUCAUCACUUUGGUUUAUCUGGAAAGAUUGCUGACGUACGCUGAGAUUGACAUUGCGCCGUGUAACUGGAAGAGAAUCGUGCUGGGCGCCAUCCUGCUGGCCUCCAAGGUGUGGGACGACCAGGCGGUGUGGAACGUGGACUACUGCCAGAUACUCCGAGAUAUCACUGUGGAGGACAUGAACGCCCUGGAGAGACAGUUCUUGGAGCUGCUGCAGUUCAACAUCAACGUUCCCUCCAGCGUCUACGCCAAGUACUACUUCGACCUGCGGUCUCUCGCUGAUGCCAACGAGCUCAUCUUCCCUGUGGAACAACUCAGCAAGGAGAGGGCACAGAGAUUAGAGGCUACCUCCAGAGCAUGUGAAGAGAAGAUGAAGGAGGGAAACAAACCAGAACUGAAGCGGACCGUCAGCGCUGAAAACAUGUCCCCCCGACUCAGCAGGGUAGUGCUCUCAUAGCUCCGUGUCAAACUGCUGUAUUUAAGACUUUUAGCGAUAAAGAAGUCAUAGUCUUCUUGUUUAGGGUGCGGUCACAUAGGUCAUGCGAUCGUUGUACAAUUUUGAUGCUGUGGGAUUUUCAAGCAGGCCGUGAGAGAAACAACCACCGACAUGGAUCCAAAACAGCAUUUUGUGUACCAAGACAAUUGAACUUUGCAGGAGACGUACAUUUUUGUCCUGCAAAAUGCCCGAAGUUAGCGAUUACACGACGAUCACAUGACCUAUGUGACGAUGCCCUAAUGGAAGAAUAUGUGACAGUUUUAACUUUUCUUACUGUGGACAGCACAUUGUAAGUAAUAAGUAUUGUCCUGUAAAUGGAAAAACUUAGUCUUAGAGUCAAAAGGAAGUCUUAGAGUUAAGGAAGACUCCUAGAAGAAGUUGUCCUUCAUGUCUUGGAAGGAAAUAAGCUGCAAUGCAGAAUCUAGUAGGAUCCGUAAGGCUAUAUUUUUGUUCUCAUCACCCGACACAUUACCUUUCCAUGUAACGAUGCCAUAUUUAAGACUUCACAAGAUUUGUUUUAAGAAAUAAUGGUCCAGUUUUGAGAAGCGUAUCAGGGGCCAGAUCAUGAUCAUCGUCUUAUACAUCAUAGGUUAAGAUGGACAUCUUGGGACAAUCUUGUAUGUUUCAUACAAAACUUGGUUGCCCAUUGACAGAAUAGGUUUUCAUAGGACAUUAUUUGUUUCUGACGAAGCCUUUGGCAAACCCUAUGGCAAAAAACAUUGUAUGAUGAAUAUGACCAUGGUUUAGGUGGAAAAAUUACAGCAGGACCAUAAAAAUGAAAGAUCAGCACAGCAAAGAGAAAACCAAAGAUCACAUUUUACUGUGGUAUUAAUAGGAGAACUGCAUGCAAAUGCAUAACAGUCAUUCAGUAAGUUAUAUUUUUCAUUGGAAAAAGGUUCCAUGCUUGAUCAUGGUAAGAAUUAUCAUCACAAAAUUUACCAGAAUGAAAAUUGAUUGAUCAAAGUUGCUGAAAAUGAAUAGGCCUGUGUAGAAAAUGUUACACUGUCAAGAAAUCACUUAAAAAGAAACAACUCUGAACUUAAUUUAGUAAAAUUGCAUGUCAUUCAAAGCAAUAUUGGAUAUUGGAAUAUUGGAAUUAUAUUGGAAUACCAUACUUGCGUUAGAAUGGCCUACCAUUACAAUAUAGCUCUUUCAACGAAGAAAUGAAACAAGAAACAGAUUGCACCAGCCACUACUUUAUUAGUACAUGUACAAACAAACAUCAUGAAUAAAAUGUCUUAAUCAAAUACAGUAUGUGCAAGCCUAUGUAAUGUACAAAUGUAUAGCUGUUUCAUAGUGAAAGGCAAUGAAAUUUAAUUGUUUCUUUGCUUUGCUUUCUUUUUUAAAUUGUUCUUCUCUGGUAGUUUCUGGACAAGCUUAUUUUGCUUUUUCCUAUAUACAGAAACUGUAUUGUUUUUGUCCAAGCCAUCUUUUAUGUAGAUCAUUUGUCUUGAGCUCUUGUCAUCUCGGCUGCCCUACUCUUCAUCAGAUCUACCAUAAUGGGAUGAUGAUUUUGUAAACUGAAACUAAGGCCACACCAAUUUAAUUUCUUGGUUCACGGAUUCGCUCGCUCCUAUUUUUUGGAAAAUAAAAUAAAAAUAAAAA
Branchiostoma floridae (Florida lancelet) is the source of this 3056-nucleotide messenger RNA. RefSeq names its product cyclin-Y-like protein 1. The transcript is spliced from 11 exons. NCBI's taxonomy places the organism in Eukaryota, Metazoa, Chordata, Leptocardii, Amphioxiformes, Branchiostomatidae. The record is from RefSeq and is a predicted model, not a curated record. Gene Ontology annotation, biological process: regulation of cyclin-dependent protein serine/threonine kinase activity; regulation of canonical Wnt signaling pathway. Gene Ontology annotation, cellular component: plasma membrane. Gene Ontology annotation, molecular function: cyclin-dependent protein serine/threonine kinase activator activity; protein kinase binding. The coding region runs from base 330 to 1412 and encodes 360 amino acids.